AUGGGGGAGCAUAUAUCAUUGGACGAGCAGCAGCUGACGACAGACUCCACCCCAGGCCAGAAGCGGCAUCCAGAAGCAGAUGCUCUAGCCGCCUCGAAACGUCGCAAGCUGCGCAAGGGGACACAAUCGUGUUGGGAGUGCAAGCGUCGCAAGUCGAAGUGCAUUUUCGCCGGUGCUUCGGAGGUCUGUGACUUUUGUAAGCGGCGCGGCACGGAUUGUGUCAGCCAGGAAGUUACAGAGAAGCCGCCCCCACCAGGGAGCAACAAGCAUAUAGUGGAUCGACUUGGCGAGGUUGAAGCUUUGGUGCAACAUUUGCUGAAGAGUGCUCGCUCUGAGGGGCGAUCUCUAGAGGGGUUGAUUUCGCCUGUGAGUUUGGACUCAAGAAGUAAGAGUCUCGAUAAUGGACGGACGCGUUCUAAGUCGCCUCAUACUGUCACUCCACAUAUCGAUAUCGAUGAGUACGAUAACUCAACUAUAAACCACCCUACAGCUCUUGCAUCAAUAUCAGGAGAAAUUUUGUCUUCUGUUAGCCAGGACGAACCAUCAUCACUACCCGGUCCACACGAUGAUCUGCGUAGAGACCUUGUCGCAGCAUGGCCAAGUACACAGGAUAUGGAAGUCAUCCUAAGUCUUCCAGCAGAUCCCGCACAGAUCAUCCGAGUAAUGACAUGCACACCUCCAAAAGACCGUGGCUCAACACUCCCAUCCCCAGCAACACUACUCCGGUUACCACCGCGCGGAUCACAUCCUAUACUCGUCGCACGGAAAUUACUCGUCCUAGCUACCUUUCUGCAAGGCGUUCCCUUAUCAUCCGAGAGUCAUAUUGCAAAUCUGAGCACCAGUUAUGAGACGAUAAUGGCUCGAAUCGUUAAACUUGUACACGAUCGAGUCACAUGCAAUGAUGAUCUUGUCUCUUCGCUCGAAGGCAUCGAAUGUAUGAUGCUCGAAAGUCUUUAUGAGAAUUACGCCGGCAAUCUCCGUCGGUCUUGGCUCGCAACUCGGAAGACGGUCAUGAUUGCUCAGAUGCUGGGACUGAACAGAGGCAUCGUCCCUCCAUCAUUUCGAGGUGCUGCUAUUGAGCCCGAUGAAUUAUGGUUUCGCCUUAUCAACUUAGAUCGUUAUCUCUGUUUAAUGCUCGGCUUACCCCAAAGUUCACCAGACGAACCAGUCGGUAGCAUCGAUGUGCCUUAUACCUUACCUUCCAAUCGGAAAUUGCAGGUCUUCUGCUCCACAGCCUGUGGGCUAUUGUUGAGACGAAAGCCCUCUGAGUUAUGCGACCAGAAGUUCACUAAAGAAAUCGAUAAGCUUUUGCGAGAUGCUUGUACAUCAAUGCCGGCACAAUGGUGGAUCAUGCCCAAUCUUGCUUCCUGCACCGACCUUCCCGAUAAACUCCGCGAGACUCUUCGCUUUAAUGAUCAUAUGAUGCAGUAUCAUUUACUACUACAAUUGCAUAUGCCAUACCUGCUGCGCAUCGACGAUGGAAACCAAUACGGAUACUACAAAUUAGCUGCAAUUACUGCCAGUCGAGAAGUUCUCACUCGAUUUGUCUCGGUCCGUGCGAUUCCACAAACACGGUAUUACUGCCGAGGAACCGAUUUGAUUGCAUUUGUCGCGUGUACUGCGUUAACGCUCGCGCAUAUCCUCUGCGAUCAUCGUCACAAGAGAAUCGAAGAUAACGGGUUCCAUUUCCUUGAGCAGCAGCGCCUUAGCGAUAGAGGUCUUCUCGAACAAGUAUUGACGAUUGCAGAGACCCUCGCGCGUAAGAGCGAAGAUGAUAUUUCGAAGAGAUUAAUGACUCUUCUGCACUAUCUUCUGGCUAUUGAAGACAAUGUGACAGCUGGUAUUCGCUACACUCUCUCGUUUGGGGAAGAAUCUACAAGGGAUGGAGACUUGGCGCAUCAUCUCAAAGCUAGCGAGGAUGGAACGGUCCUCGAUAUUCAUCUCCCGAACUUUCCUGUGAUUAAGAUUGUGCGGCGAGAUUCGGAGGGCAAUGAGCCACUUCCGGUUUUAUUGGAGGUUCCUUGGGGUCUUACACCACCUGGGCAAAAGGGUACCAGGAGAACAAGUCGUACCAUGCAGAAUCAGGGCGAUGCGACUGGGUCAAUUAUUGCCACUCAAGAUUCUUCUAUUGCUCCUGAACAUAUGUUAACGGAGCCUUGGACGUUGGAAGGGUUUGAUAUGAGCUUCCUUGAUAACUUCAUGGAAGGGCCCGUGGUUAUUUAG
Fusarium sp. VM40 is the source of this 2223-nucleotide messenger RNA. NCBI's taxonomy places the organism in Eukaryota, Fungi, Ascomycota, Sordariomycetes, Hypocreales, Nectriaceae. The record is from the annotation of a GenBank genome assembly.